Messenger RNA from Rotaria sp. Silwood2, 345 nucleotides. Lineage: Eukaryota; Metazoa; Rotifera; Eurotatoria; Philodinida; Philodinidae. The record is from the annotation of a GenBank genome assembly.
AUGAGUACUUCAAAUCAAAAACAAUAUAUAAAUCGAGAAUAUUAUUUAUGUAUGGGAAAAUAUUUUCAAUGUCCAAUGAAUCUUCUUCAACGAGUUUAUGAAAAACAGGUUGUACUUGAAAAUAUUUUUACUCGAGGUAUUACAGCAUAUGGAACUGUGCGUGUUAACAAUUGUUCAUUUCAUAAAAAAGUUUUCGUAAAAUAUACAAUCGAUCAAUGGAAGAAUUUUUCUGUUAUUAAUGCAUAUCAUUCAAUGUAUUAUUCAGAUGGUAAUACUGACUCAUUUCAAUUUAAAUUAACUGUACCAAAAGAUAAAUUAUCCAUANUGUUGAAACUAGAAAACUGA